This is a messenger RNA of Dunckerocampus dactyliophorus (ringed pipefish), 6388 nucleotides long. RefSeq lists its product as uncharacterized. Gene Ontology annotation, biological process: cytokine-mediated signaling pathway; immunoglobulin mediated immune response. Gene Ontology annotation, cellular component: external side of plasma membrane; membrane. The record is from RefSeq and is a predicted model, not a curated record. Gene Ontology annotation, molecular function: cytokine receptor activity; protein binding. NCBI's taxonomy places the organism in Eukaryota, Metazoa, Chordata, Actinopteri, Syngnathiformes, Syngnathidae. The coding region runs from base 4251 to 6002 and encodes 583 amino acids. The transcript has 11 exons.
CCCUCUGGAGAGGAGGGCAAGUGCAGGGAAUGAAGAAUGAAUUUAUUUCUAACAGUAUCGUGAGGUACCCCGAGAUUCCCAGCCCUACUCCCAAUACUUGAUGAGGCCCAGCCUCACUCAGGCUCUACCUCCAGCGGCCCCCAGGUAAAUUGUGUUUCACACCCCUGCUAUGUAGGAACUAACCUUACCUCCAUCAACAACAGCAGCAUAGAAACCAUGUGUCUGUUUGCCACUACUCAUCAUAGCAGACUUUGUGACUGCCGCCGAUGACAACUACUUUUGGACAAAGGAGCAAGAACCUUAUCUUUUUGAGCCUAAAUAUAUGGAGGAUGAUCUACAAGUUUUAAAAGCUGAGCCCGCAAGAAGAGAGAGUGAAACGUGGUAGCAGACGGGGGGCAAGCCAUGACACCAGCAUUACUCGGUGGUGUACAUGUUGAGCUUCCCAAGCCAUGUAGACAGAAAUGGAGUGUUUCUGCUGCACUGAGCGUCAUACAGCGUUACCAUCGAUGGAAAGGCUCGGUGUGUAUGGGGAAGAGGACAUCACUCAAAGAGAUUGCAUCACAACGAAGGAAGAAGCGCUAACAGACCCUGCAGUGAUUGAAACUUUUUCCACCUACCCAAAAUAAACUGGAAAGGAUGCCCCAGACCAGCUGGACCUGACGUACAACUGUCCAUGGAGUAAGUCACCAUGAUAUUGAUUGUGAUACAUGGAGCACAUAGCACAAGAUAUCACAACACAGUCCAUCUAGCCGUGGAUAAACAAAAGACGGAAUGUGGGCUAAUACUUUACAGACAGUGUGCUAUCGCAUUGUUUUGGAGGGGGCCCAUUACCUCUCGGUUUGGUAUGAGGCGCUGCGUCACUAUGCCAAAAAAAUAGUUCUUCGUGUUACCAGCUACAAUGUCACUGCAGCUUGGUUUAUACACUCCUGAUCAAAAUCUGAAGACCAGUUGAAAAAUUGCUAGAAUUAGCAUUUUGCACAUUUGGAUCUUAAUGAGGUUUUAAGUAGAGCUACAAUAUGCAAGACGGGGGAGUGAGACAAAAAGCAUUUUUAAAAACAAAUUUAUUGAAAACAACAAUUAAACUGAAAACUGUUUAUCAGCUGAUCAAAAGUUUAAGACCACAUGCUAUAAAAGCCAAAAUCUGCUCAAAAUGUUCAUUUUCUGUCAGGCAUUCACACUGUCAUGCCCUCCUGAUGGCUAAAGCUAAGAAGCUUUCUCUUUUUCAAUGUGGUGGGAUUGUGGAGCUGCAUAAGCAAGGCCUCUCACAGUGUGCCAUUGCUGCUGAGGUUGGGUGCAGUAAAUCAGUCAUUCUACAUUUUUUGAAAGAUCCUGAGCAUUAUGGAACAAAAAAGUCAAGUGGUAGACCCAAAAAAAUCACACCUGUGCUGAGCCGGAGGAUCCAGUUGUGUCCAUCAAGACACAGGGCGGUCUUCCACCCACAUUAAGGCCUUACUGGUGCCAACUGCAGCGCAAUAACCAUCAGACGGCAUCUGCGGGAAAAUGGUUUAAAAAACAAAAAAAUGAAUUCAAAGACCUUGUCUCCUUCAAGGCCACAAAAGUGCCCGUUUAGACUUUGCCAGGGAGCAUCAAACAUGGGACAUUGAAAGGUGGAAAAAAGUUUUAUUCUCUGAUGAGAAAAAAUGUAACCUUGACGGUCCAGAUGGCUUCCAACCUUACUGCCAUGACAAGGAGAUCCCACCUGAGAUGUUUUCUACCCGGCACAGUGGAGGAGGGGUCCAUCAUGGUCUGGGGUGCUUUUCAUUCAGUGGAACACCGGAGCUUCAGGUGGUGCGGGGUCGUCAUAUUGCAGCAGGCAUCCCUCAUGACUGAGGGCCCUCGUCUGUGUGGUAACAGCUGGGUUUCUCAACAGGACAACGCUGCAGUUCACAAUGCUCGCCUGACCAAGGACUUCUUCAGGGAGAAUAACAUCACUCUUUUUGACCAUCCUGCAUGUUCCCCUCAUUUAAAUCCCAUAGAGAACAUUUGGGGAUGGAUGGCAAGGGAAGUUUAUAAAAAUGGCCAUCAGUUCCAGACAGUUGAUGCUCUUCAUGAAGCCAUCUUCUUCACCACUUGGAGCAAUGUCCACUCACAAUGGCGAGAGAGAGAGAGACAGAGAGAGAGAUAUGCCUUUAUUUCCCCACAAGGGGAAAUUCCUGGUUUACAGCAGCAAAAGCAUAGUACAAAAGCACACAAGAGCAUAGAAAGUGCAAAAUCAAGGUAAUACAAAUCAAGACGUUACAUACACUAUUUACAGCUACAGUAUGUACAUGUGGAUCAGUCACAGGUUUAUUGCAAUGGUUUAAGUCUACAUACUCAUUUAAUACCAAAUUGAAGGGAAAGUUUAACGAUCAUGAUAAAGCAGUAUUUGAAGUACAAAAGUACAUACAACCAACGAUAAAGCCUCAUUUUUGGGCGUCACUCACAGUGACGGGUUUUCAAGAUUGUAAGCCCAAAAUUAAACACUUUUAAUACACAACAUAAUCAUCAAACUUACGUAUUUGUUCAUAUGAUACACACAGAGCGAUGAACAACUUCAGUGUUAGGCACUAAUUGUUUUUCAUUUUUAUUCACGUACUGCCAUCAGUUUACCUCUCUAAACAGAACAUUGUUGGUUAGUGUUUUUAGUGCUUUACAGUCAAAGUAGGUGCAUUGUUAGGUCCCACAUUUUAGCUGUUUUUCUCUCUUUAGAACAUGUAGAAAAGAGAACGACAUGUGUGGUCAUGUUUCAGGAUUGUGUAAGGAUUGUGGAUGAUGGGCAAAAUUCCAAAAAAAGUGCAGUUUUCUUUUUAAGACUUUAUAUCCAAAGUCUGUUUGCACAAAUAAAUCGUUACUUACAACUUACAAACAAAUCAAUACUUACUAGUAAGUCAAUACUUACGCUUCUCCCUGCUUGUUGACAUUUUUUAAGGCCUGGAUGGAAGCGUGCAAAUAAUCUUGGGAUACGAUAGGCCACAAAGGAUGGUCUGAAUGCAGACUUCCAUUCGAUGGAAUUUGGUGGAGCCUUCACAGACUUUCUCAUUUGGACAGCCUUCGCACGGUGCAGACCAGUACUUCUUCUUGUUUGUCGUUAACGGCGGAUGCAGGCUACGUUAGUACACUACCGCCACCCAUGGGAUGUGAACGAUCAUUAUGGCUUACAGGCUUAUGCUCGGAUGGUUUACUGAGAAUAUCUUUCAUGCUGAAUGUCUCUCCCAUGUCCACCAUUUUACUCUUCAUAUUUCUUUCUCUGCCGUACCUAGUGCAAUUUUUGUAAGAACACGCUCUACUGUCUCAAAAACCCUUUAUCACAUUUACCAGUCUCAUGUUUAUGCAUUUUUAGGUUUAUGAAUGACAUCCUGUCUCCUUCUCUCCCCUUUCUGGGUUUUUCAGCUCCUCAUACACUUGCUCCCAGGUGAUAUACCCUUAGUGCCCAAAUAUUGAGCUGCACUUUUCACAUCAAUGGCUCUUUUCUCCGAUCUAUGUUCAGAUCUAUGUGCAGUUGUCGUCCGCAAUGAUGUACAAGAAAUGUUCCUUUUAACAAUUAAGCAGGGGUGCUCACACUUUCUCAGCCUGCAAGCUCCUUUUAAAAUGACCAAGUCCCAAAGAUCUACCUCCUACUAUAAAUAUAGAAAGUAUAUACUUACUGUCUUGGUAAAUAUGAGUAUACUGUACAUUGUACAUGUAUGUCGGGGUGCACGCACCUUUUCAACAUGCAAGCUAUAAGUCAACAUGAUCUAUCUCUUACUAUAAAACAUAUAUAUAAAAAGCACAACAUAUAAUAAUAAUAAUAAUAAUAUCAAAUAUGAAGUAUAAAAAGUGACUCAUGAAAACUUAAGUCAGUAAAAGGAAUGGAGUUUCACAUCACUAAGACCAAGAAAUUAAACAACUUAUCGUAUUCAGGAACAAAUCUGUCAAUAGCGAGCGACGAGUGAAGGAAAGUGAAGCAACAACAAUGAAAAACGCCACUCUUGUUGCCUUUUGUUUUCUUUCUUUCUUUUUCCUCUCUCGUCAGACUCCACUCUGACAGGUCGAGUGUUGGCGGGAAACACACUUUGUGGGCGUGAACCUAAUGACGCUCAACUGGGAAAUGAAAACAAUGGCUCAGUCUGACUGAGCUCUGCUGGACGGGUUCUGAUGUUGACGGAGUUGACAUGAGAUGGACUAAAACAAGUGCUGUGCAGCUUCUAUGACAGAAAUAAAAUGUAUUCUUAUUUGAACAGAACCAGGAGGGGGAGGAAGCAGUGAGUUCCAUCCUUGCACCUGAGACAAUCAUGAGGGUCAUUCUUGUUUUUCCUCUUCUCUCCCUGCUACGAGUUGACGCCAAAACACAAACGUGCCUGGAACGCCAGCAUGAGCGUCUCAGCUGCUACAACGACUACAGUCGCAACAUCACGUGCGUGUGGAACAGCACAAAUGUUCCGCAUGCGGACAAUGCGGUGUGCUGCAUACACGCAGAAAAGAUCAAAUAUCGGACGCGUAUUUCUUACUCAUCUUCCUGUAUGCUGGCACCAGCUGACAUCUCUACACCCGCACUUAAGACGUGUUCUCUGAUCUUCAAGAAAGAAGGCACUUUUCAGUCCUCCGAUGUGUUGAGAAUUUCUCUGAACUGUUCCUCUGUGGAGAUGUCCUACAGGCCGUACUGCCACGUCAAGCUAUAUCCUCCAGGAGAACCAAGCAUCAACCUUACAACGGUUUCCUGGGUCCCGCAAGCAGCCGAGCACGGAGGAAUUUCAUAUUACACCUUCCAGCUGGAGUGGAAGCCAGAGGAUCAGUCGUGGAAUGGGCCGUCAGUGCAGAGAGCCGAAGAAAUACAUUGUGCGUGGUACUGCAAGACGCAGCUGAGCGAAGACUUGUUGAAGCGUGGCGUAACGUAUCAAGCGCGCCUCAGAGUGCGCCCGUCUGAGUUCCAGUCAUUGUGGAGUGACUGGAGUCCCACAGCAUCGUGGACUUCAUCCAUAGGAGAGGCCAGCGAACCACCCUCGGGUUCCUUUGCAUUCAUUGUAGGAAUUACAGUCGUAGGCACAACUUUUUCCCUGUUUCUGGCUGUUCUCAUCUUCAGGACUGACAAGAUGACCUGGGUUAACACUGUCAAGAAGAUAAGAGCUCCACCAAUACCAGACCCAGGAAAGUCCUUCCUGCAGAAUAACUGGGUGAGUCCUCAUUUCAGCAGUGAGUACUUGAAGACCUCCCUGAGGCCUGAAGAAAUUCUCCCUGUGAAGUCAGUUGACCACAUGGACGGUUUUGCACCUUGCAAUCGAGAGCUGGAACUGAAGGAGAAGAUGAGGAGCAAGUAUGACUCAACCGGUUUGAGCUUCUCCAACCCCAGGUAUUCUCAUGUGUGGCUUCCUUCUGCCCACUCCCUCACUGCGGGCAACCUGGAUCCCUGUGCGGCCGAUUCACCUUGCAGGCCCGCUGUGGCUCUUGUGGAUGAUAAAAGCCACAUCAAGGAUUGGGAUAAUAUCCUGGAACUUUUACUGAAGCUCCCCCAAGGCGACAGCUGUGAGGUGAUUCCAGUUAUUUCAGACUAUGCAAAAAUUGAGACGCUCCAGGUUGAUUGUGCCCAGCCACCAGAUACUGGAGUGCCUAGCUGGGAAGAGAGUGGGAAACCUCUUCAGAAGUGUUUUGAUACAGCAGGGAGCAAAAGCCUCUCCACCCAAGGGCCCAUCCAGGUUUGUCUGGACUAUGAACGUGUCCACAUGCUACACGACGACAGCCCCGAGCUUCCCAGCCAGGAUUCUGGCAUCAGCAGUAUGGGUGAGGAGCAAGGAAGUCAAGAGGAGAGUAUAGAGGACAUUCUGGAGGAGAAGCCUAGCAAAUUCAUGUUUCCUGCUGUGACUUCUCCUCCUUUGCCCAAAUUCUCAUCUCCUUUUACACCUUUAAGCAUCUAUGGAGCAUGUUUAAGUCCACAUCUGCAAAGCCUGCAAGCGCUCAUCCUAGAGUCUGACACAGACUUAACGUCAUCAGUAGAGCCCUCUAGUGGUGCCUACCUGUCUGUCUGCAGGAAGAGACCUGAAGAAGAUUGAGGACGGAAAAAUAAAUCUUUAUUUUGACAUGAAUGCAUUAUAUAUUUGAACAAUCUUUUAAUUUAUCGUUAUAAUGCAUGACAUCCUUCCUAUUGUAAUUGCCUUUUGUAUUUAUCUCAAAGUUCAGGCUGUCAAGUGGUUUGGUUUGGUUUGGUUUGGUUUGGUUUAGUUUAUUUGAACAUGAAGGUUACAAUGGAAUACACCUCAUGAAUCAUUUUUUCACAGUUCCACAUGUCCAAAAGGAGUAGGGAGAAGCAAAGCUUAUUUAAUCCUACCCCCCAUCCAAAUCUACAUCUUGUACAGUACAUGUAGUUCACUUCCUGCAUUCCAUGUCAUGUUUUCUGUGAUAGUCAGGAUAAUACAUAAUAGAUAACGGUAAGACAGCC